Protopterus annectens (West African lungfish) is the source of this 4787-nucleotide messenger RNA. RefSeq lists its product as uncharacterized. The transcript is spliced from 17 exons. Gene Ontology annotation, molecular function: calcium ion binding. NCBI's taxonomy places the organism in Eukaryota, Metazoa, Chordata, Ceratodontiformes, Protopteridae. The record is from RefSeq and is a predicted model, not a curated record. Bases 45 to 4787 code for a protein of 1580 amino acids.
AAAAACACAAAACUGUAUAUUUGGAGAAAACUGCAGAUGUGAAAAUGCUCUAUCUUCAUAUCACCCUCGUGCUAAUUUUGUACUGCACAGCAUUUUCAUCACAAACAACACAAGCUACAUACUGGACUACAGAAGUGCCACGUCCACAGCUUAGUUCCUGUCCUAUACAGAUAGAGUCUUUGUCUGUUACAUUCUUGGUGGACACAACUGGUUCCAUGUCUGAUGACCUUCAGCAGCUCAAGUUGGUCAGUGACUGGCUUAUGAAUCAAGUUGAGAAACGGUUGCCAUGUGGUGCUCGACAGUAUAUCAUGGUGGAGUUCAACGAUCCAGAUGUAGGCCCCAUCCGCACAACUACAUCAAAAGAUCAGUUUGCUUAUUAUUUCAGAUCACUUAAUGCCUGGGGUGGAGGCGAUUGCCCAGAACUGGCUAUUCUUGGUCUUAAACUGGCCUUGGAGAGCUCACCAUUUGGUUCCAUCAUACUGGUCCUGACCGAUGCAUCUGCAAAAGAUUAUAAUAACGAGAAUCUCCUAAAUGAAGUUUAUGCCUUACUGGAUGAGAAGAAACCCCAGAUAUUUUUCCUCAUUACAGGACUUUGCUCUGGUAUCAAUGAUCCAGACUUUUUAAUAUACAGGGAUAUAACAGAAAGAAGUUUUGGAAAUGUGUUUCAAAUAAGUAUUGAUGACAUUGGCAAAGUUGCCACAUACUUGGAGUUUGCUCUUGCAACACCUGCCAACAGCACCUCUUAUAUUCUGUCUAGAAAUUAUAACAGUUAUGGGUACCAUUCUGACUCUUUUCACGUUGACCAAUAUUACAGUUCCUUGUUGUUAACAGCGUCUGGUACAUUUUAUGAUAUCGGAAUUACAGGCCCUAAUGCUUUGAACACAUCUUCCAAUAUAACAUUGGGAACUGACACCUUUAACAAAGUGACACAAGAAUUCCAUCACGUAGUUACAAGAGAGCCAACUUUUCCGAUUAUACACACUUCUAAAGGCUUAAAUGUUUAUAACUACACUGAAGUUGACAUCAAUGAAGAUUUUUGUUCCUUAUUCAGCAAAGGGAUGAAAUUUAUUCCAACGGCUCGAUUCAACAUUAUAGAUACCAUUAAGGAAAUUAAAUUUUUUUGUCGUAGACUAAAUUUGGCCUUACAGUUUAACGACAAGAAUAGUGACCAGGAUAGACACAACAAUACUCAUAAAUUGAAGAAAAAAAGUGCAUUUAUUCCCAGUUACCACCCCACGGUUGCUCAAUAUGAAAAAAUUGUAACCAAGGAUAUGUACUGGUUAAAUUAUCAUAUUAAAGCCAAAAAAGAUUAUGUGCAUUUAUAUAAAGAUAAUCUUACUUUUAAAGAGAGGGAAUGUUUGAACAAUAUCAUUGACAACCGUGACAUUAGGAUCAUGAAGCCAGACAAAGGAGGUGAGAUUGUACUGUUUAACACGAUUGAUUAUAAUCAAGAAAUUUACAACAUCCUCCAUCAUACUGGGAAUUAUGAGGAAGUGUCCCUCAACCAGGUAAACAUUGGUUACAAAUGUAGAGACCUAGCUAUUGAGGAAUAUUUAUUGGACAAUAGGAUAACAAAUGACACCUACGAAUUUAUUAGAGAAGAACUUCCUAGGAUGGCCACUAUCUUCGGGAUCCCCAAGAUACAUAAGAAUCUUGAGAAGCCCCCUUUUAGGCCGAUUAUUUCAGGCUCCAAGUCCAAAACUUUUAAUAUAGGGGUCACCAUUGAUGCUUGGACAAAACAUAUUUAUGAAAAUGUGAGCCACUUGACUAAGGAUUCUUGGAACUUUCUGGGGAACCUGACUCCUUUAAUAUGGCAAAAGGAUUUGACAUUCUUAACAGUAGAUGUGGUCGACCUUUUUUCUAGCAUCCCCGGAGAGAUUGGUCUAGAAUAUUUCUUUAAUAGUUUAAGGAAGUUUUCAGCUUUGAGUUGGGACAAAAUUAACCUCACAGUGGACAUGAUGGGAUUGGUUUUGGACUAUAAUUACCUCCAGUUCCAGGGGGAACUGUUCAGACAGAGCAAUGGGGUUGCAAUGGGGGCCUCUUGCGCCCCAGUGUUUGCCAAUCUCGUCAUGUUAGAAUGGGAAUCUCAGUAUGUCUUUCCUAGUGAGUAUUACAAGUACAUGGUAUAUUACACCAGAUACCUUGACGAUUUAUUCAUCCUUUGGAAUGGACCUGUUGAUUUGAUUAGUAGUUUCAUAGACUAUUUGACUAACACGACAAGUUUCUUGAAAUUCACUUAUAAGUUUGAGCCUAAAGGCAUUUCUUACUUAGACACCUUCGUCAACAUCAAUGAUAAGGAAUUUGAGUCCAGGAUUUAUAGAAAAGAUACCUUUUCCAACGAUUAUUUAUUCUAUGGUAGUUGUCACCCGCCACACAUCUUUAAAAGUGUGUUUAAGGGCCAAUGUAUACGAGCGGCACGCAUGUCAUCAAAUAAAGACAUUAUGGAAAAUGAACUGAAUGUUAUAUACAACAUGUUCAUUAAUAGAGGAUAUCCGGAGGCUAUGCUUACCCCUAUAAUCACAUAUGUCAAGAAGGAAUGGUGUCACAAAUACCCACCCUUGUUAGGAAAACCAUUUAUGCAAACUAAAAAAGAUGAACACAAUAAUAGAAAUGUUUGUGUACUCAUGUUUAGCCCCUACACGGAUUUUAUUAAAGACAUACUUACCAAACAUUGGAACCUUAUAACUACAUCUGAUGAGGUUAGUGAUAUAGCUGACCCACUACCUAAGUUUGUUUUUAAGACUUCUAAUAAUAUUAAAAACAUGUUGGAAAGUACCAAAGACAAGAUGAAGGGUGGAAAAAGAUUUUCAUCAACAACAAAGUGUGGUACAUGUAAUCAAUGCAGAAACAUUAACAAUGCCAAGGUCAUAAGGUUAAAUAAUAUUGUUAACACCUACUUACAUAGUAUGGCAGGGAACUGCAAUACUCCUAGAGUAGUUUAUGUAGCUACAUGUACUUCAUGUGACGCAUACUACAUCGACACGUGUUCAGCUUGUCACAUUAAUGCAACAUGUGAAACAUAUGGUGAUAUUCCAGAAUGCAUUUGCAAAGAUGGAUUCAUUGGAGAUGGCUUCAGUUGUUCUGACAUUGAUGAAUGUGCCCAAUCCUGGACUCACAGCUGUGGUUCUGAUGUCUGUGUAAACACAUUUGGUUCCUACACUUGCAGAUGUGCUGUGGGAUACAUUGAAGAUACACCAGAAAGUGGCUGCAGAGAUAUUAAUGAAUGUGCUUAUCCUGAACUGAAUCUCUGUCAUCCAUCUGCAACAUGCAUUAACUAUAUCGGAGGUUAUUAUUGUACCUGUCCUUAUGGCUCAUAUGGAGAUGGAUUUCACUGUUACGUAAAUGACUGCCUCUUGAGUACAACCUGCAGUUCAGAUAUGGAGUGCGUUAACACACCUGAAUAUUACUACUGUUCUGAUCCCUGUGAUAAUCACACAGUCCUUAAUGAGAAUUGGAGGAGUACAAGUGUGUCUUACUUCACAUCUUGGUAUGCCAACUGUGAUAGUGCAAAAAGUGGCUGGUUCAGAUUUGUAGGCACAGGUGGUGUGCAGAUGCCUGAAUACUGUGUUCCAGAAUAUAGCUGUAGUACCACUGCACCAAUGUGGUUAAAUGGGCAGCAUCCUUCAGUAAGUGAUGGGAUAGUCACUCGCACUGCCUGUGCUCAUUGGGCCGGUUUCUGCUGCUUUUGGUCCACCACUAUAAAUGUGAAAGCCUGCCCUGGUGGAUACUAUGUUUACAAACUGUAUGGGACUCCAGCCUGCAAUCUAGCAUAUUGUACAGAUCCUAGUAUAGUGAUGAAUGACUGCAGUUCUCUGGCCUGUGCCGAAGAUGAGGAAUGCAAAGAAGUGAAUGGAACCCUGGGCUGCUAUUGUAAAAAGGAAUAUGAAUCUAGUAUGUAUUAUGAUUUCAGAAAGCUGCAGCCAACUCUAACCUGCAGCACAUCACAAAUGAAAGUAUUGCUAAAUAAAUGCCAGCUAGACGCAAUGGGAUAUGACAUUUCAAGAAUCACUCUGAAAGAUGAAAUAUGCAUGGGAGCCGUAGAAGUGUACAACAAAAGCUACAUUUCCCUGACCACCUACGCCAGGAAAGGAUACUGUGGAACACAAUUAACUCAAAAUAAAACACAUGUGACUUACUCCAACACAAUUUAUUUGCCACCAAAAUCUAUGGGGAUAAUUAUCAGAGAAAAGGAAACCUACAUCAACUACCACUGCACAUAUCCUCUGGACAUGAGGGUUAGUCUGGACCUAGCGCUUAAUCCUUUCAUAAGCUCUGUUAAUAUCAGCAUUGGAGGGACUGCAACAUAUUCUGCGAAAAUGGCUUUGUACCAAAAUCCUGACUUCACUGGGCCAUAUGAAGGGGACAGAAUUAUACUUCCUGUAGAGACCAUACUGUAUGUUGGCGUUAUGGUGGAAGAUGCUGAUGGAUAUCAGUUUGCUGUAGUGUUGUAUAACUGCUAUGCAACCCCUACAAGAAAUCCCCUGGAUUCUUUGAAAUACUAUAUUAUUAAAGAGAGCUGUCCAAAUAAGCAAGACAGUACUAUAGCUGUUGUGGAAAAUGGAUUAUCCCUGCAAGGAAGGUUCUCUGUGCAAAUGUUUAAGUUUGUUGGGAAUUAUCCAGAAGUUUACCUACACUGUGAAAUAAGCCUCUGUGAUAUAACUGUUGGAUCAUGUGUGCCGGUUUGCUCUGGCAUGAGAUCUUCAAACCCUGAAAACAGCAACAAUAAUGUGACUAUCUCAAUAGGACCAAUUCGGAAACGUCAACUUUCUACUGAAGGUAGUGUCUGA